AUUCUAAUGCCCCACUGUGGUCACAGUCUGGCAGAUGGCACCUCAUGGCUAGCCUGGCACCCUGGAGCUCCCAGUGGCCUGCUUAGACAAGACCGAGCCGUGGCAUCCACAACAUCCUCUGGGCCUGGCCCUCAGUUCCUCCCCAUGCACCAUAAGGACCUCAAAAGAUUCCUCUCGCUCUGACAUUUGCAAGCCCAGAAAGCACACUUGAGAGGGACUACCUGCCUGCCGGCCACACCCAGCAGACUGCACCCUGGCCCAGCCUCCAGCCUAUAUGGGACCCAUAAAUUCGCCUGGCUGAGUAAACACAUUUUAUUGGGCCCGGGGACACUUCUCGGCCAUCCUGCUUCCCCCUUCCCUUGGCCCCUCCAGCCGGCCAGCACCCCCAGCGCAGCACCUCCCCGAGGGGCGGGGUGCCAACCCCCAUCCUUCAGUCCCCCUCUGCCUCCGACCCCUUUCCCCCAACACACAUCCAGGCCCUAAGGGGGGUGGAGAUUUUCUUCUCUUAUCAGCCGUUUUACUGCCCCCUCCUCCCUGGUUACACAGUAAUUGCGAACAGAACUCCUGGCAAAGACGGGUCAGUGCCUAUCAGCUCCCAGUCGACGGUUUAUACUGGACGGAGAGAAAGGGGUACCUUCGGUGGUGUCUGGGGAGGCGGGUAAGAGGCACGCAAGCAGGAAGGGAGCAGGAAGGCCUCCCAAAAGGACAAGGCACCCUCGGCCAGGAGCCUACGGAGAGACUUGUACAGCAAAGUCGGGGAGAAAAAGGAAGAAAGUGAUGGCCAGACCAGAGGUGCCAGGGGGGACUCUGGCUCCAGCACUCAGCCCAGCCCCGGCACAGAGAACCAGCCUGCCGGGGACCCAGUGACCCCCUCCUAAGCCACUUCCUACAGGGCAGCGGAAGCUGCUCUAGAAGCCCUCUUCUGGAGUCCGGGGGCAGUAGAAGCAAAAGAGAUCCAGAGGAGCUUUCUGGGAGCACCCCUCAAGCUGUGGUGUGGCCCAGGACUGAGCUGGGGCCCCCCCCAGGGGUUACUCCAGCCUUCCAGAAGCCUGGCUGGAGCCAGCAGGAAAGGGCCACGAGCCAGAGAGAGGGCAAAGGUGGAGGGAGAGCCUGCCUUCAGAUCCCCUCCAGCCGCAGCUCCCGCUUCCUUCCCCACUGUCGUGCUCCCCCCUGGCCUUGACCUCGGCCUCCACCCUGACUCCUGGGCCUAGGCUGGGGACUGUGAACUUGACCGCCCUGGAGAAGACUUGUCACAGGAGGACUGAACCCGGUUUGGCAAUGGCAACUCCCUCACCAGCGCACCCGGGAGGGCUCUGAGCCGGUGGGCACGCGGUACAGCCCCUUCCAGCUUUCUCCACGUGACCUGUCUCCGUGACUCCAGGGUGUUUUUGCGGUGACCCAUCGAAGUACCCGCGGAGAUUUAACCAUGCUUGGAUAAUCCGCCAUGCGGAUCCCCGUUCUCCACCUCUGCUCGCCCUCUUGAUUCCAGGCGUUCCGGGAAGAGAAGGACGCCGCCCUCCACUGGCUUCGCCCGGGGCGCGCGCCAAGCCCCCUCCGCCCUCCACGCAGCCGCCAGCGGAGGGGGCCAAGGCGCACCCUCCUCUCCACUGGGGGAUGGAGAGGAAGAGCCCGGGGUGCUGUGAGGCCCCAAAGAAGCUGGGCCUGUCCUUCUCCAUCGAGGAGAUCUUAAAGAGGCCGGCUGACCGGAGCGACGAGGUCAAGCCAAAAGAGGCAGGGGGACAGGGCGCCCAGCAAGCAGCAGCUGCAGACCCGGAGCCGCAGAGACCCCCGCGGGACCAACCCCCGGAGGAGAAGAAGGGCAAGCGGAGGAUCCGAACCACCUUCACCACAGAGCAGCUGCAGGAGCUGGAGAAGAUCUUCCACUUCACCCACUACCCCGAUGUCCAUAUCCGCAACCAGCUGGCAGCCAGGAUCAACCUCCCAGAAGCUCGGGUACAGAUCUGGUUCCAGAAUCAGCGAGCCAAGCGGCGGAAGCAGGAGAGGACCGGCAGCCUGGGGGCUCCGCCGCAUCUGAGUGAGGCGGCCCUGGCCCCGCCCACAAACCCGGACGUAGCCGGCCCCAUGCUGCUGCCCCCCGCACGGCCCUGGCUGACUCCUCUCUCAGGGUGCUGUCCGCUGGCUCGAGGUCAACUAGCCUCUGCCUGGCUCCCCGCCCGGAUCACCCUCCUCCCAUGCCACCCAUGGGCGACACAGCCCCUCCCGGGCCCUCCCAGCCAGCAGACCUGUGUCCCUGCACUCUGCUUUUUUCCAUCUCCUCACCCCAAAUGGGGCAGCAUCUGUGCCACUUCCACACAGGGACCGGACAUCCUCUCCCUGGCGGAGCCACUGUUCUCUCCAGGUGAAGGCAGGUGGCAGAAAGGUGCCCAGGCCUCUGGGGGAAUCGUCUCAGAAUUCACAGCCCAAGAAGCCACCCUGAGUGCAUCCCUUGGAAGGUUACAUCGGACUCAGCAGCAAGAUGGCCAAUAAAGGAAGCUCUUAUCUCUCCUGGCCAGUGUCACCUGCCGCUUCGGACGACAGAUGCUGUGUGAGGUCUCGGGAUGAGCUCAGGAACAAGAAGGUCAUCCUCUUGCACCUGUGCUGCCUUGAACUUGCUGUGUGACCUCCAGCCAAUCACUCACCCCCUCUGGGACUCAUCUGUAGCAGAAGGCAGUUGGACAAGAUGACUUCUGAGGACCCAUCGGGCCCUUACUUUGGGGAGGUGGACCAUGGUGAGAACAGAGGCACAGAGGAAAUCCAGGAGAGUUUUGUUCAUCCAUUGGUAAGACAUGUAUUAAACACCUACUGAGUGCUUCAUAAAUGGAACUGGACAUUGGCCUGAACAACUGAAGCUCUGAUCCCAGGAGCUCAGUCCAGGUUGGUCAAAGAGAUGAUACGGACCACCCCUGCCAGCAGACAUUCUGUCAAUGACCCUGCAAGAGGCUCACACCGAAGCAUUCUGUUUGGCUUUGAUAUGCGUGUCCUAAGGAAGGAAAGAAAUACAGAAAUAUUUCUUUAAAAAUUUAAACAGGAAUUCCCAUAGUGGCGCAGCGGAAAUGAAACCAGCUAGGAACCACGAGGUUGCGCAUUCCAUCCCUGGCCUCG
Molecule: messenger RNA, 3102 nt
Organism: Sus scrofa (pig)
Lineage: Eukaryota; Metazoa; Chordata; Mammalia; Artiodactyla; Suidae
Gene: ISX
Product: intestine specific homeobox
Biological process (GO): regulation of transcription by RNA polymerase II
Molecular function (GO): RNA polymerase II transcription regulatory region sequence-specific DNA binding; DNA-binding transcription factor activity, RNA polymerase II-specific
Source: RefSeq, a predicted model, not a curated record